ACUGAUACGGAUAUCUAGUGUCUGCCGUACGUUCACUGGCUUGUCCGAUGAAAACGAGAGAGAUUUUUCACAUUUUCAUUUUCACGUUGCAAUCGGCAUUGCCAUUGCUAUUGCCAUUAUCUCGUCUUGGACGAUAAGAAACGUCAACCGCCACCGCCACCGCCACCGCGCCGCGUUCCAUAUUGGUCGUUUGAUUUCUGGUUUUUACUUGCCAUUGCGAAUAAUGCACUUAUGUACGUCUCGUAUCGCCUAUCGCCUAUCGUCUAAUAACGCCUAAAGAACAUCAUCGUUGUGAUUAUUUUUCAAGCGCGCUCGUUUGCGCGCAUUCCUAAUCCUACGUGUACGUACGAGAAAAAGGAGUUGUUAUUUGUCGAAUACCUACCUACGCAAUCGAAAAGUGAAAAGUGAAAAGAGUGCGGUCAAACGUUUAAAUUUUUCGCAUUUCCUCAGCCGCGCGAUUUUUCGUUUAGUUUCAUCAAGAAACCAGACAAGCAGCCGGGCAGACGGACAUCGGUUCGAUCGUAUAGCCGAGUGAAUGGUGAUAGAUUGUUGGUUUGAUCGAGAUUCGAGAUUCGAGAUGCGGAUUGGCGGCGUAAUUGUAGCGAUUUUUUCCAUCGCUUUGCACGCAGUUAGCUGCGGCGGCGACGGCGACGGCGACGGCGGCCACGAUAAAGAAAUUUCAGAAAACUCGAUCAACACGCUGGGCGUGCUAACGAAUCGUUCUGCUUUGAAUUGGAUACCGAAGGAAAAUUUGGCGCACGAACCAGUGGCGGCGUUGGUAACGCUAUGCGAGUAUUUCAACCAAGAUGCGGGCGUUAUUUCAAAAGUGCUGGACGCGUUGAACAGCCAGCCGCAGUCGCAGCGGCUUAUGGAUUUUCUUACCGAUAUUCGGUUCGCAGGAGCAGGAGCAGGAGCAGCGGCUAAUUACAGCCGCAAUCUACUGAUGCUACUGCAAACAGUGUCCGCAGACUUGAUUGAAACGUCCGCCAACCAAGAGAAGGCGUUUAAUUUAUUGCUACGAAAUGAUUUGCUGAUGAUGUCCGCUCCGCCGCAUUUUCUACUAAAACUGAAAAACAUUCGCAAAGUGUUGCUACUGGCUUACGCUUCGGCAUCUGCGAACGACGACGGCGACAAGACUGACGCGUUUUGGAGACAACAACUACCGCUAACGAAGAGAACGUGGUCGAAAAUUCUUCUGCAGCCGCAUCCGCAAACUAGCUUAGUUGUCUCGUUUAUCAAACAACGGCAAACGUCCGGUUUCUUCCAAGUUCUAGACGCUGUAAAUUUAGUCGAAUUACGCGACCUGUUGACGACGCUCGAUGGCCAUCGAACAACCGAUCCGACAUUCUUGCAAUCGGUCGAGUGGAAUAGUGCGCAGAUUCGUACGAUGGUCGAUUUUCCUCUGAAACAUGCCAACGCCAACGCCAACGCCAACAACUGGUUAAGGUCGUCACAUUUCUACCGCCGCUAUUUAUCGCGAUUACUUCCCGAACAAAUCGCACGUUUCGGUCAGUCUGCCUCUGCCUCUGCCUCUGCCGCUGCCGCCGUUGCUGAAGCGCAUCUUCGAAACGAGCACCAAGUUUCCUUGCCGCAAGCUUUACAGCUAUUUAAAUUGGUGCGAUCGCGAUCGGAUGAAAAGUCGCCGUCGUCGCCGUUCAAGAUCGACGAAUCAAACUGCGCAUUGGUCGCGAAAUUGCUGUAUUCGCAGACGAAUUCAUUUUUCGCGCAGCUAUUCAACGAAACGUUGAAGAUGAAAGUCAUCAAAUGCUUGGAUUCGAACAAAUAUUCCAUAUUACAGGCGCAUCACAUUUUAGGUGGUCACGGAUUACGCUUAGGCGAUGCGAAGGAUCAUCUGCUGAAUCUGGAAGGACUAAUGGCCGCUAUUCCAGCUUCGGUUUACAUUAAUUUAGCGAGCGCGGGCACGGGCACGGGCCAGCGGCGAGACGGUUCGUUGAUAACUCAUUUUACGCACGUUUUGAAGUAUUUGCCGUCGCACGCCAACCGAGUUGCAGCUUCCGCAGCUUACCAAACCUGUAAAACCACCAUAGGUGCUUCAAAGUGCGUUGAAAGUGCCCUGGAGAACGGCAACCACCAACUCGUUUCCAUGAUUUCUCCGCUCGAUAUAACGCUGUAUCGCCAACAAAUUUGGAACUUGAUGCGAAUAAAAGUGAAACACGAUCGCGAUUUUGAACAGCGUAUCGUCAAUUGGCCGACGUUUGUGUUAAGACAGCUAUUGCUGGACGAAGAACGCGUAAUCACUCACGAUCAACUGUUCAACGAAAGCCGCCCCAUUCGUUUGAUAAUUCAGGGUUUGAAUUGCGACAUUUUAUCGCGAAUACCCGACUCGAACCGGUUGCCGAUAAUUGAAUUCUAUAACAGACAGCGUCGACUCUACGCAAAGCAAUUUCCCAAAGAUUUGCAAAAAUGCGCUCAAACCGCUUUCCUAGAUCAUUUGCGAGCGAAAUCAAAUACGAAUACAAGCGUGGCUGCCGCGCAAACCGAUGCGGAUCUUGUACUAUUCUCAGAUUUGGCCGAUAUCAGAUCCAUCGGAGGUUACGUAUUAGCUACCUUUCCCGCCGACAGUAUAGUUAAAUCGAAAUAUUACCGCAAUAUCGUCGAGGAAAUCGGUCGUUUAUCGCUAGCCGAAUUGACGUUGGCGGUAACUAGACGUCGCCUCAUUUCUAUCGCUUCGCAAUACCUCAACCGAACCAUCAUGGUCGAACGUGAUGACGAUAAAAUUCUGGUCGAGCAUCUCGUAACGUUAGGUAACCUGACUCAUUUUCUGGACGACAAAUUUGUGCGAAGAAUCGACGCGGCCGCUCUUCGGCUGUUGUUGGAAGGCGAGUUUAUCGAUACCAGAGUGUGCGCUCCUUCGGCCGUACGAAAAGCGUGGGCUGACAAAUUGAUCGAGACGUUCGGCUCGCCGGAAACUUGGGAUGAAAACGCUUUUCUGAAGAUAGGCGACAUGUUGAUCGUGAUGGAAAAGUCCUCCUUCGACGUUAUGAAUGUGAGCGCGUGUUCGCGCAUCGCCGACUUGCUAGCAUCCAAAUACAAGCAAUCUAUCGAAUGGAUAGCCAGCCGACAGCCCUUUUACAAAGUUUGCUCUGUAAUUCUCGCGCAGCACGAACGACCGUCGUACGAAUCAUCCAUAAAAAGGUUGGCAUUGUUUUACGCAGCUUCCAUCGAACAGCUACUCGGUACUAGCGAAGCAAUCGUCGCAGAUGGCGCCCACGCCCACGCCCACGCCCAUUCAGCUGGUGAAAAGCCAACCGUCGCUAUCGAUGUCGCUACCGAGCACGAAGCGUACGCUUCGAACAUUCCAUACGUCGACUCGACAUCUCCGCCAUCGCCAUCGCCAUCGCCACAAGUAACCGAACAAACGGCGUCCGUUCUCGUGACCGGUGCUUCCCUCGUCACAUCGCUCGAUACGUCUUUCGACGAUGCUGUAAACAAUUCAGCGACUGUACAACCUGCUCCGAGAAAUGAGGUUCCCUCCAGUGAAGAGUCGACAGCGACAGCGAGAGCCAGAGCCAGCGCGAGAGCGAGAGAAGAAACAGACGCCGCUGUUGUCUCAACUCCUACCGAUGAAAAUCAAUCGAAAUACGACAGUAGCCCCAACAGUUCAGUCAGUCCUGUCGAUCCAGUCGGUGGCGGCGGCGGCGUCAACAAUGUCCUCGAUACCGCCGCCACAACAGAAACAGGCGCAGCAGCACCAACGCCAGCGCCAGCGCAAACCACCACAUACGGUUGGCUGAAAACACAAGCUAAUAGCGCAUCGCAGACCGCCGCCGAUGUUACUACUACUACUACUACUACCAACGUUGUUGACCAAACUGAUUACGCAACUCGCACGACCAUUUCUGAUGCUAUUUCAACGACAAUAAUAUCCUCUGUUGCCCCGGCUGCAGCUGUUGCUGAAGAAAGUGCGCAAACUCGGGCCACGGUUACCGAAUCAGCCAACAGAGGUCCGCGAAACGUUCAGAUCGCAUCAACCACGACAACAGCAACAACCGAAGUACCGGUGUCCACAGCCGCAGAUGAAACCAGCACUAGCGCCAGCGCCAGCGCCAGCACCCUUACCUCAUCAUCCGGUACAAGGACCUCCGGCGGCAACGAUGGCGAUAAAACCAUCAUCUUCCAGUCUCGUUCUACGAGUAGCACUGACGCAAUUGAUGGCAACGGCCAAGCAACCGCUUCAGACGCAAUCGAAAUUGCGACGACCACCACCACCACCGCCGCCGCCGCCGCCGCCGCAGCAGCCGCCGCCGCUACAACAGACCGCCAACACGAGUUGCCAUCAUCGUUGCCUUUGCCUUUACUGCAGCUGCAGCUACCAUCCGAGCAAAAUCGGCGAUUCUCCAGCAAAGUCGCCGCCGCCGCCACUGCCACUCGCCCUACUACUUAUUCGAAAGCCGAGUUCGAGCGAAUGAUCGAUUUACUUGUGACUUCCUUGAAUGAGACUACGCGAUCGAAACGAGGCAUUCAGGGCGGCAGCGAAUCCGAGCAUGGUGCGAGCGCGAGUGCGAGUGCGAGUGCGAGUAAGCGCCACAAUGUCGGUGUCAGUUGUAAUACGUUGAAAAUGCUGGACACGAUGUCGGAUUUCAUUUUGGAUUCGUCUUUCGCAUCGCACUCGGAGCAUUCGUUGGAUUGCGUACAACUGUUGGCGCAACUCGACAGCUUGAGCGAGGCUAGUAAAAAACAAAUUUGGUUCGACGUCGAGUCGACGCUGUCCGAAAAAAAUAUAACCUUCGUCGCCGGAAGCAUAUUGUCGGUCGUCGAAACGGCGGCUUUAAACGAGCUUAGCUACGACGCGAGUUUGCCGGGAGCGUUGGAGCUGAUUGGCGCCUUAUCGUCCGUUUAUCGAUCGAAUACCGAAGGCCAACGAUUAGUCAAUAAGAUCCUCAGAGACAACUACGUCUCCAACGUGAGAAACGGCGGCGCCAGCGCGUUGAAGAACCGCAAGUUGCUACCGGUAUUUACACGCGCGCUCGGUAAAAUGAUAUGCGACGUAGACAAUCCCAUGUUUUUUGAUUUGUUAAAGCGCAACGAUACGCUGGCUGACAUUUGGACCAUGUCUGACGCGCUCGACGAUUGUCCGAUGGAAUGUUUGAUUCGCAUCGCAAAUUUAACCACUAAAGUGUACGGACAUCCUUCGGGCUGGCAACCGUCUAUGUUGACGAUGCUCGGACCCGUAGCGGCUGGUUUCAACGUCAGUCUUAUUCGCGAAUACCCCAACAUUACUCGUCAUUUCUCCGCAUCGGCUUUCCAACGUUUACGUUUUUCAUCCGACGACUUCAUGUCGUCGAAUGCGACUCGCGACCAACGGUAUCUCGAUAGCAUAUCUCCAACUUCGGCGAUGCUUCUGCUCGAAGACGAUUGUACCCGCAUCGACGGCUGUUCGUUCGCAUCGUCUCUGGCUGCUGCCGAACUCGCACCGCAACCUUCGAUAACAUCGCGAGCAAACAUUUCGCAUUCUUUGCCGACGAGCUUAGGCCCGUCGGUGACGGUGACGGUGUUGAUUUCUAUUUUCAUUUCCAAAUGGUUUUACGCGUACGCGUAGGCGUAGGCGUAGGUCAGUUACCUCUUGAUACAGCUUACAGCGUACCUCAUACCUACCUAGUCGAGUAGUCUCGCGUCUACAUGAUAAUGAAAUCAUCGUGCAGUUUCAUCUGCAGUCUAAAUGGGUAAACCGCCAAACCGGUGAAGCAAUCUAGUCAAUUCUAACCAUGUAACCAAUUACGCACGUUAUGUUUAUUUAUUAGUACCUACCUAUAGAUAUAGAGUAUUACGAGUAUUCCGCCAUACGUCUAAUGUCAUACCUACUCUAUCCUUUUUGUUUACUCGUAUAAUAUGUAUUUUUCUUCCCAAUGUACAGCUAACCACCGCACCUAAAUACCUACGUGUACUUAUUACUCGCUUGCGUACCAAAAUAAUUUAUACCUAUCUCCUACCUGUUAAGCUAAGGCUAACUUUACGUGCUGUUUGCUCACCAAAUUCAACUUGGUACAACCAUAGGUAUUAAUUCCGUUUUUGUGAUUUUUUCAUUUUUUUCUUUGUUGUUUCUUUUUUUCAAUUUCAAAUGUAGGUUUUUUAAACUAUCUUGUAAUUUCUGUUCGUGUAUUCAUCUUUUGGAACAUUUUUUAUAGGUGAACAAUUCACAAUACAAGUAUUAAGCUAA
Molecule: messenger RNA, 6178 nt
Organism: Planococcus citri (citrus mealybug)
Lineage: Eukaryota; Metazoa; Arthropoda; Insecta; Hemiptera; Pseudococcidae
Exons: 16
Coding region: 536-5560 (1674 amino acids)
Source: RefSeq, a predicted model, not a curated record